UGUAUUUUCAUCAGUCUGUUUACGAAACUCUCAGCAAUCAUGUCUUUCCUCGGCAAAACCUACAAUUUUGUGAGCCAGGAGAAUUUUGAGGAAUUCGUGAAGGCAAUCGGCAUUCCCGAUGACAAGAUUGCUGCAGCCCUCAAAUUCAACCCCGGCUUUAAAAUCGAAAAAAAUGGUGACACCUAUGUGUUGUACACCAUCAGUGAUGUCGCCCCCAAAGAGGUCAGCUUCAAAUCAGGUGUAGAGUUCGAUGACAAAGUUGGAGCAGAAAACGUACCUGCCAAAAGCAAAAUCACCGUUGACGGUAACACAGUAACACAAGUCGUCAGCACCAAGGACUUCGGUAGCGGCACCCUGGUCAGGGAAUUCAAUGGCGAUGAAUGCGCUGUUACCAUCAAGUCAGACAAAUAUGACGGCGUUGCCAAGCGAUUCUACAAGGCUUAAGUUAGAUUUUAAUUGGAUAAGUUAUUUUUUAAAUAAAUAUUUUUUAUAAAAUUUAUA
Molecule: messenger RNA, 501 nt
Organism: Trichoplusia ni (cabbage looper)
Lineage: Eukaryota; Metazoa; Arthropoda; Insecta; Lepidoptera; Noctuidae
Product: fatty acid-binding protein 2-like
Exons: 4
Coding region: 40-444 (134 amino acids)
Biological process (GO): fatty acid transport
Cellular component (GO): cytosol; nucleus
Molecular function (GO): fatty acid binding
Source: RefSeq, a predicted model, not a curated record